AUGACACAAAAAUCCGGACGCGUCCUAUGCUUUCCCAACAGCCUGCGUAUCUACCUACGGAGCUCACCCAUCAUCUGCGCUGCCGAUACGCUAGACGUAAUAACGCAGAUUGUCGUCGCACUUUGCCAACGAACAGGGCGUUCUCAAGCAGCACAAGUAAUCGUAGUAUGGAAGUUUGCAGACAACAACGAGAAAGAGAAAGCAGCCCUUCAGAAACUCAAGGACAAUUUGUUGUUGCGGUUUUUAUUAUUCGUCUUCGGAGUUCUACUGCCAACCGUAAAAGUGUUCGGUAUGCGCGGUGUUCCGUGGACACAGGCCUGGGCGGGAAUGUACUUCGCUUCAUACGUGGUCACGGAAGCGCUGCUCCUCCUACAGGGAUGGUAUGGAUCAGUUCCAGCCCAGUCGCCAGGCAGUGGCCAGUUACCACAAACUACAGGCCUGGUGAUCGGGUUCCUCGCGAGUUUCGGACAGGUGGCUCUAUCCUUUUGGGAGUGUUUUCGGCUGAUAAAGUACUCACACUCAAGAUACCCAAGCGUUAAGACACUCGUUCUUGUAAUCUCAUUUUUUAUGUGGUUUUUAUUAUUUAUCAGACUCCGCCUUAUGGUCAUGGCUCAUAAGUUACGACGAUGGACGACGCUAUGCGGGCUUACCUUCUUGAUUGAUGGUUUUGCUAUAUUUGGCUCGGGAAUGUUGCCGUUUCCUAGUGUUUACUUUAUGGCGGUCACUUGGUUCUUGGUUCCAUUUAUCUUGCUUACAGCUGUGGCAGAGUUUCUAGCAGGCUUUACUACUAUCCGCAAGACGUUGUUGUUACUUGAGAAGGCUUCUGAAGAUGAAGGAUUUCAAGUUUUGGUCAGACUCCACGCCGCAGUCACUGCCUUCUUUUUCUUCACAAUAGGGUUGUCUAUUCUUUGGUUUCGCUUCUGCUACGAUCCAACUAGAACUUUAAAGCCUGGUUGGACAAACAAACUUGGAUAA
Aplosporella prunicola CBS 121167 is the source of this 975-nucleotide messenger RNA. RefSeq lists its product as uncharacterized. The transcript has a single exon. The coding region runs from base 1 to 975 and encodes 324 amino acids. NCBI's taxonomy places the organism in Eukaryota, Fungi, Ascomycota, Dothideomycetes, Botryosphaeriales, Aplosporellaceae. The record is from RefSeq and is a predicted model, not a curated record.